This is a messenger RNA of Aspergillus glaucus CBS 516.65, 448 nucleotides long. RefSeq lists its product as uncharacterized. Lineage: Eukaryota; Fungi; Ascomycota; Eurotiomycetes; Eurotiales; Aspergillaceae. The transcript is spliced from 4 exons. Gene Ontology annotation, cellular component: mitochondrial inner membrane. The record is from RefSeq and is a predicted model, not a curated record. Bases 169 to 324 code for a protein of 51 amino acids.
UUCUGGAAUUAUAACGUUUGAUCUUUUGCAACCUAUUCAAUGAUGUUCCUCGGAGUCACAUGAUCAGACAGAGGGUUCCGAUUCCGCCAACCUUUUGCAACCGACAAUUUGAUAACGAACUUGCAUUCUGGAAUUUACAAUAAUCAGAAGCCACAAAACUCAAUCGAUAUGGCUGCAAACCACCCGAUCCACAUCCAUCCGGCACGGCCGCUCUAUCGCUUUACAGCAACUGCUCUGGGUGCCAGCAUGUGGUUCUUUCUAAUGUAUCGAGCCAAGAAGGAUGGUUCUGCUUUGUUGGGCUUGAAGCAUCCCUGGGACCACUGAAAUGCAAUUCACAUUGCGUUCCUCUCGCUCCAUGAUUCCUUAAUCAGCAAGAAUUGAAGGCAUAUUAUUCUAGCUCUAUAUCCAACUGGUUAUUUUAUCUACUUCGAGACUGCGGAUGACCACG